GCAGCCUUCCCAACAGGAAAAGGCAGAAUUCCUUGUCUGAGCUGCCUCCUUGUCCCUGUCCCAUGCUGUGUAGUGUUGAAAGUUCCUGCUUCAGGUGGUGGACUUUGGCUCCUGGAGCUUAAGAGUAAAUUCCUUCUGUGCCUGAGGAAAGACCCAGGCUGGUCUGGCUGCUGGGAACAGCUGCAGCUGUUUUGGGAGUGUCCAUGGAAGGAGACCUGCUCUGUCUCCCCCUGACAUGCCUCUCUCCAGGUUCUCCAGCUUCAUCAAGGACCGCUCCAAGGCCCCUGGGCUGCCCAUGAAAGGCAAGAAGGCCUCCAGCUUCCACGAGUUUGCUCGCAGCACCAGCGACGCCUGGGACAUCGGGGAUGACGAAGACGAGGACUUCUCCUCCUCCUCAUCCUCUUUGCAGACUCUGAACUCUAAAGUGGCCAAGGCCACGGCAGCACAGGUUCUGGAGAACCACAGCAAGCUGCGGGUGAAGGCUGAGCGCUGCCAGCCUGCCCUGAGUGAGCUGCCCACCAACUGCAAGGUCAUCAAGUCCAGCAGCGAGGCCCAGCUCUCCAGGACCUCUGAGGAGGCCUGUGUGCGGAGCCCCCUGCAGAAGCAGCAGUCCCUCCCCCUCCGGCCUGUCAUUCCCCUGGUGGCUCGGAUUUCCGACCAAAACGCCUCCGGGGCUCCGCCCAUGACCGUGCGGGAGAAGACGCGCCUGGAGAAGUUCCGGCAGCUCCUGUCCAGCCACAACACCGACCUGGAUGAGCUGAGAAAAUGCAGCUGGCCUGGUGUGCCCAGAGAGGUGCGGCCUGUGACCUGGAGACUGCUGUCAGGUUAUCUCCCUGCCAACUCGGAGCGCCGCAAGCUGACCCUGCAGCGGAAAAGGGAGGAGUACUUUGGCUUCAUCCAGCAGUACUACGACUCCCGGAACGAGGAGCACCACCAGGACACCUACAGACAGAUCCACAUUGACAUUCCAAGGACCAACCCGCUCAUUCCCCUCUUCCAGCAGCCACUUGUCCAGGAGAUUUUUGAGAGAAUCCUGUUUAUCUGGGCCAUUCGCCACCCAGCCAGCGGCUAUGUGCAGGGCAUCAAUGACCUGGUCACCCCGUUCUUUGUUGUGUUCCUCUCUGAGCACGUGGAGGAGGAUGUGGAAAACUUUGAUGUGACAAACCUGUCCCAGGAUGUUUUACGGAGCAUCGAAGCUGACAGCUUCUGGUGCAUGAGCAAGCUGCUGGAUGGGAUCCAGGACAAUUACACCUUUGCACAGCCAGGAAUCCAGAAGAAAGUGAAAGCCCUGGAGGAGCUGGUCAGCAGGAUUGAUGAGCAGGUACAUAAUCACUUUAGGAAGUACGAAGUCGAGUAUCUGCAGUUUGCCUUUCGCUGGAUGAACAACCUGCUGAUGAGGGAGCUGCCCCUGCGCUGCACCAUCCGCCUCUGGGACACCUACCAGUCAGAGCCAGAAGGAUUCUCCCAUUUCCACCUGUACGUCUGCGCUGCCUUCUUGAUCAAGUGGCGGAAGGAGAUCCUGGAUGAGGAAGACUUCCAAGGCCUUUUGAUGUUGCUACAAAACCUGCCCACGAUACACUGGGGUAAUGAAGAGAUUGGGCUGCUGCUGGCUGAAGCCUACAGACUCAAGUACAUGUUUGCAGAUGCCCCAAACCAUUACCGCCGAUAGGGGCCCGGACUGGCUCCUCCCUCCUGUGCCCACCCCUCGUCCUGGCCUGAUCUGAUCACUGUGGCAUUUUUGUCAUCCUAAUCCUCGGACACUCCAGCCAGGAGCUGCUCCUUGCUGUACAAAGCUCACCUGAACUCUUGUCUUAACUCUGAACGUGUGCCUGUCUGCCACUCCAUGCGCUGGAUGUGCCAUGUUGACGACUCUCAG
Messenger RNA from Ficedula albicollis (Collared flycatcher), 1876 nucleotides. It is a transcript of the gene TBC1D22B, whose product is annotated as TBC1 domain family member 22B. The record is from RefSeq and is a predicted model, not a curated record. NCBI's taxonomy places the organism in Eukaryota, Metazoa, Chordata, Aves, Passeriformes, Muscicapidae. The transcript has 12 exons. Gene Ontology annotation, molecular function: GTPase activator activity. Gene Ontology annotation, biological process: activation of GTPase activity. Bases 236 to 1669 code for a protein of 477 amino acids.